AUGUCACCAGCACCAACGAUGAAUAGCAGUGUCCUGGGAAUGAUGACGACUUCGACGAAUUUACAACAUUCACUUCGACAGAUGGUGCGUAACCAAAUCACAGAAUACUCAAGGCUGACACAGACGUUAUUCACGUCGUUAGAGCUCAUGACAGAUGGCAAGACGCCACCAGCGUCACCUGGAGACAUUGUGCAACAAAUUCUUCAGCUUGAUAGUACACUCAUGGGCGCGGUUGAGAAGAUUGAGUUACAUCAACAACAACAGCGUAAGAUUAGACAAGUGCGGCUGGAGAUUGAGGAACAAAACAAGACUAUUAUGGCAGUGAUCCAGAGCUUACGCGAUGCUAAGGAGGUUCUGGAAGCUAGUAUGGAGGAUCUGGAUGAGAAGCGGGCUGUCGCUGCAGCUGCGCGAUCAUCGGAAGUAUCAGUGGGCGAAAUUGUCGCGUAUGCUAACCGUCUUAGCAACUAUACAUCAGCACCACCCAACUUUAAUCCAUCAGAUCCCAACCAUCCGUUCGAGCCACCUUACCCUCGGGAAGUCAGUAUGCGUGCAGGUAUUCUUAAUCAACAGCGGACCCCGGCUGCAGCAUUAGUGUCAUUAGAUGGCAAUGUGAUGCCCGGAAGUGUAGGUCAUGGUCAAUCACAACAGGGUACAGGUGCCGCUAUGGUAGGAACUGGAGCAACGCCAGGAUCAAGGCUGGUGGAUGGCAUGAGAGGCGACAAUGUGAGCGCUCUGUCUGGAAUUGGUGUUAGCUCUGUUGAUACUGGUGAUAGAGGCUUAGUUAUGAAUAGCAAUGUCAAUGUUGUUAAUGGAAGUCAUUUGCAGCCUCAUGGUAUGGGUGGGGUGGGUGAGGAUGAGGAUGAUGGUUUGAUAUCUAGUUCUGACGAAGAGGAAUUUUCAUUAUAUGGACGCGUCAGGGAAGAAGAAGAACGGAGACAACUGGAGCAACAGCAGCAGCAACAACAACAACAGCAGCAACAACAAGGGCAAGAGCAACCACAAACGGAACAAGACGAUGAAGAUGCAGCAGGAAUCUUUGAUCUCGAUCUUAAUUAA
Lobosporangium transversale is the source of this 1056-nucleotide messenger RNA. Its product is annotated as vitamin-D-receptor interacting mediator subunit 4-domain-containing protein. The transcript has 3 exons. Gene Ontology annotation, molecular function: transcription coregulator activity. Gene Ontology annotation, cellular component: mediator complex; core mediator complex. The record is from RefSeq and is a predicted model, not a curated record. NCBI's taxonomy places the organism in Eukaryota, Fungi, Mortierellomycota, Mortierellomycetes, Mortierellales, Mortierellaceae. Gene Ontology annotation, biological process: regulation of transcription by RNA polymerase II. Bases 1 to 1056 code for a protein of 351 amino acids.